Plasmodium gonderi is the source of this 3654-nucleotide messenger RNA. RefSeq lists its product as hypothetical. NCBI's taxonomy places the organism in Eukaryota, Apicomplexa, Aconoidasida, Haemosporida, Plasmodiidae. Gene Ontology annotation, molecular function: U3 snoRNA binding; protein binding. Gene Ontology annotation, biological process: endonucleolytic cleavage in 5'-ETS of tricistronic rRNA transcript (SSU-rRNA, 5.8S rRNA, LSU-rRNA); endonucleolytic cleavage to generate mature 5'-end of SSU-rRNA from (SSU-rRNA, 5.8S rRNA, LSU-rRNA). Gene Ontology annotation, cellular component: small-subunit processome; nucleolus; 90S preribosome. The record is from RefSeq and is a predicted model, not a curated record. Bases 1 to 3654 code for a protein of 1217 amino acids. The transcript is spliced from 2 exons.
AUGUCGAUGAUUACAAAUGUCGAAAUUGAAAAAAAGUUCUUUGACUUUUAUGAGGGGGAUAAAAAUGUUUUUUAUUCAAAGGAAUAUGAAGUUUUUUUAAGCUUGUGUAACAAUAAUGUACAUUGCUUUAAGAUAAAUGAAGGUAGUAAUAAUAAAAGCUGCUUCAAUAUAUACAGUGCCAAAUACCCCACAUGCAUACUAGAGUCUUGCGUAGAUAUUGAUGACAUAAAUGAGGUUUAUCAUAAGAAAUACAUGAACAAACAUUGCGUAUCUUUAUUCAGUUCUAUAAGACUUUUUUACAAUUCUGACAAAAAUGUGUUCCUGUCAACGGAUGACAACAAGAUACAUCAUUAUGUUCUGCAUCUGAAUGAUAUAGAAACAAAGGGGAAUCAGGAACACACAGCGUAUCAAAAUGAAAAAAAUGAAGACAUACAUGAUAUGGAUGAAAAAAGAAACGAUGUUUAUUUAUAUGAUGAAACAGAAGAGGAAGACAAAAAUGAAUACUCAUAUAGUUACAAUUGGGUUCAUUUAAAAGAAAAGAAAAUAUGGAAAUCUCAGAACAUUGUGAUAACAUGUUUUAGUUACUCUAAGGAGGGGUAUAAAAAAUUAAUAGUUGGAUACAUAAAUGGUAUGAUUAAUGUUUAUAAUUUAUCUACCUAUAAGUUACAAUUUUCCUACAGAAUACACAAUAGUAGAAUUACCAACUUGAGAAUGUAUAGACAUUUUAUUAUCAGUUCCGAUGUAACCAAAAAUGUUUUUAUUUAUGACAUUGCAAAGGGUGAAAAAGUUGCAUCUUGUGAGGAUCACAUGAGUGGAAUUAUUGACUUUCUCUUCUUAGCUGUCCAAGGUGGGUCUACCAAUCAGAAUAAGAAUGAGAAGUGUAAUGAAAUUGAAGAUGCAAUUGAGAAGUGUAAUGAAAUUGAAGAGGCAGUUGAGAAGUGUAAUGAAAUUGAAGAUGCAAUUGAGAAGUGUAAUGAAAUUGAAGAUGCAGUUGAGAAGUGUAAUGAAAUUGAAGAUGUAGUUGAGAAGUGUAGGGAAGUGGAAGAUGCAGUUGAGAAGUGUAAGGAAGUGGAAGAACCGCUGGAUAAGUGCAACUCUGAGGAAGGGGAGUGUAGCAGAGAUGAUGACGAAAAAUUGAUAGGAUUUAUAACGAUUGGUAAUGACAAAAUUAUGAACGUAUGGGAUCUAAGUCUAUUAAAUGCAGAGGACGAAGAAGCCUUUAACGAUGUGAAGAAUGAAUACAAUAAUAAAAAGAAAAAUAAAAAAAGGAGAAACAAUAGCGUAGUUAUAUUAAGUCCAAUAAAGCAAAUAUACCUAACAAACGAUAUAAACCACGCAUUAGUAAUUCCGUCCAAUAUUUUUAAAAGUAAAAAAAGUAAAUUAAUAAUAAAAGAUGAAAAUAUCAAAUGGCUAAUACUUACCCAUGAUAAUGAAGGAAAUUUCAUUUUUUAUAAUCCAUUAAAUGGAGAAAUAAUUUACAAAUUUAAGGAAAAUAGAAUACUAAUUAAUGAGAGUAAUAUAAAUAAAUUUUUCUUGUUAAAAUAUAAAUUACAUGUAUUUAGGGAAGACAGUUCUUUAUUAAUUUAUGACUUAAGAAAUUUCAAUAUAAUAAAAAACUAUGCGUGCAAAAUUGAGGGUAUAUUUGAAAUGCUUGUCUUCAAUCCAAGCUCUAAGGAUGAAAGGCAAAAUGAUGACAUACCAAGUGGUGAAGAAGAAUUGGUAUUGGAAGAUAGUAGCUCUUUCAAUGAUCUAAACCAAAACAAUUUUGUAGUCCUAACAGGAGAUAAUAUAAUUCGAAUUUUAAAUUUCCAGGAAAAUUUAAUUAAACAAACUUUAUUAAUAGGACAUGAAGAUGUUGUUUCUUGUAUUAAAGUGAAUGAAGAAAAUUGCCUCCUGUUUAGUGGAUCCAAUGAUAAAAAUAUAUUCGUGUGGAAUUUAAAAAAUAACAAUUGUAUAUACAUAUUGAAAGAUAAUUUAUAUACCAUCAAUUCAAUUGAUGUGAAUGUGAAGAAAUUCCCUAAAAUUGUACUUGUAAGUGUAUGUGAGGAUAGUAGUUUGAAGCUAUGGAAUUUUAUGAUAAACGUAGACUAUAUCAAAAAAGGGAAUGAACAUAAAAAAAAAAGAAAAUUGGAUGAUUUUUUUUCAGAUAAGGAAAUUAUUCAAAGUAAUUUUACCAUUUAUCCGCAUAAAGUUACCAUAAACAACGUUGCCAUAUCGCACAAUUCGAAGAUUGUUGCUACCUGUAGCAAGGACAAAACGAUAAAACUGUUCGAGACCCUAAAUUUGAAACUGAUAAAAAUGCUCGAAGGGCAUAAAAAACCCGUGCAGAAUAUUUUAUUCUCCAAAACUGACCACAUUUUAUAUAGUAAUUCAUACGAUAGCGUAAGAUUAUGGAGCCUGACAAAUUUUGAGUGUUUGAAAAGUAUACAAAGUCUCGAUUUCAAUAUAACAAAAAUAUUAAUUCUUAAUGAUAAUUGCAUGGUUAAUUCGUAUAGCAAUGGCAACAUAAGUUUAGUGAAUAUAAAAAACUGUGAAAAAAUAUCAACCGUAAAUUAUCACAAGGACAAAAUCUUUUGCUUACAGAAUUGUAGAAAUAAUAGUCUCGUAUCUGCAUCUGUAAAUGGAGAACUGAUAUUUUUAAAAAACAUAAGCGCAAAAGUAUGCACAGAUAAUAUGUUUGAAAAACGAAAAAAUAUUUUUUAUGAAAAUUAUUUAGAAAAUUUAUUGAAUGAAAAUAAAAUAAAUGAAUCCUUGCUCAUGUGUUUGAAGCUUAAUAAAAAAUUUAAAUUUAAAACUAUUAUAGAAAAGUAUCUAAAUUAUUACACCUUUUCUAUUUUGCAUCUUUUGAAAAAGUUUGAACAUGAGUAUGGUAUUAAAAGAAUAAUCCAAAGCGAUGCCUAUAACCACAUUUCCGUUUCUUCAAAGAACGACACAAAAUAUCACAAAGAUGAAACCAAUAUCACAAAGGAUGGAACCGAUACCACAAAGGAUAAAUCGAACAAUGAGGAAAAUGAAAAAGAUGGCAAUCAUGUAAAUUCCUCAAAUGCCAAAAUAAAUAAGACGACCUCACUUGAUGAUGGUGCUAUUCUUGGAAGUAUUCAUAAUUAUUUAGAUAAUUCAGAUAUUCUAGAAAAUUAUAUUUACUUGGAACUAGCGAAAAUGUCAUCAAACAAGUCCAACGAUUUUGUUAAAUGUGAAAGGGACGUGUCUCUACAUAAUGGAGGAGAAUAUACCCUCGAGAACAAAAAAUAUGAGGAAAAUCAUAACGCAGAUGGAAAUAAUGAAAAUGACUACCGUGAAGCUGAUAAAGACAAAUACAACGAUGAUGAUAAUUUUGUGUUGUUUUUAAAAAAAAUGAAAGAAAAAAACGAAAACUCGUACUUCUUAUACCUUAACAAAUUAAUGGAAUUCAUAGCCUUCUUCAUUGUGAAUCACAGAUUUGCUUACAUAUCCAAUUUUCUGCUGAACAGUGUUAUAAAUUAUAUUGAUUAUUCAGACAUUUGUAAAAUUAAUGACUACCAGCGGUUUUUCGAAAUAUACAACAGUUACGCUCCAAGGCAUAAGAACAGGUACCUGCAGUCUCUGCAAAAGUCUAAGUGCUUUGAACUAAUUAACAUCAAUUAUUAUAAGGGGGAUAUUAAAAUGAUGGGUUGA